Sebastes umbrosus (honeycomb rockfish) is the source of this 1311-nucleotide messenger RNA. RefSeq names its product high mobility group nucleosomal binding domain 3 (gene hmgn3). The coding region runs from base 163 to 516 and encodes 117 amino acids. The record is from RefSeq and is a predicted model, not a curated record. Gene Ontology annotation, biological process: chromatin organization. NCBI's taxonomy places the organism in Eukaryota, Metazoa, Chordata, Actinopteri, Perciformes, Sebastidae. The transcript has 7 exons. Gene Ontology annotation, molecular function: nucleosomal DNA binding. Gene Ontology annotation, cellular component: chromatin; nucleus.
GGAGGUAUAGAGUUUUGUGGGAGUGCAUAUAAUCAACAUAUUAUCGAAGGUGCUUAGAUAUUGAUCCCGUAUUUCGAAGGUAGUUCCAAAUCGCCUCUACUUGGACCUUCGGGUUUGACCUUAAUCUGUCUGUGCUUGGUGGAGAAUAACAAACGCGUAAAAAUGCCGAAGAGAAAGUCUCCAGAGGGUCCCGAGGGCAAGGAGGCCUCCAAAGUCACAAAGCAAGAGCCCACCAGAAGGUCAGAGAGAUUGUCAGCGAAACCUGCUCCACCCAAGCCUGAGGCCAAGCCCAAGAAGGCCAUCGUCAAGAAGGUGGUCGAUGAUAAGGGGGCGAAGGCAAAGAAAGGCGGCGCUAAGGGUAAGAAGGACGACGGCCCGGCCCAGAACGGAGAGACCAAGAUCAAUGAGAUCUACGUGUCUCGUCCGUCUGUCAGUGUGUCUUCCAUCAGAAGCACGGCUCCCUCCUUGAUGUCAGUGAGAGGGCAGAGUGAGACAGUCAGAGUUAAGGGUAACUGAAGCAGCGGAGGAGGCGACCGAGGAGAAGGCGUAAAGACACGGGCGCGUCCACCGACUCGUCCCCCUCUGACUCCAUGGCAGCAAAGCAUCUUUUUUUACUGACGAUUUUUGUACCAUGCUGAAUUUUUUUUAGACUUGUGAUAGUAGAGACGGACAACCAGCAGCCCCCAUCCCAUUAUAUUCACACUACUGUCAGCUCCCUUACCCACAGUUGCUCGAUUCUCCUCCCUCCUCCACCCUGUAUCGCUACGCGCCUCUCAGAAACAGAAAUGAACAGAAUGAAGUGUUUUUAUCAGGCGGCUGCAGAUGUUCUCCAUCUUGCCUGAAGGGGGCCGUAAACACGACUGUUAUGAUCUCUAAACCAGCUCUGCCUAUGUUUGUAGUCUCUACGAAGGAUCAUUAUUAUUAUUAUUGGCACUCUGACUAUUCCCCCCCCUGAUGGUUAAGGUGAGGAUUUGUGGAUGCAGAGCUACAAGAAACCAGGUUCAUAGUCGCCAUGGAGAACAUCUGCAGCUUUUUAAAAAGAUCUUAGUUUUUAGAAUCACCACCACUGUUUCACAUAGCUCCUUUUUGUAUGUGUGUGCUGGAGUGAAUGUGUUUGUGUGUCUCUGUGUUUUACUUUAUUUCCCCCCUUUUCUUCCCCUCCUGAUCGCCUUGUCCCGCAGCAGAGUGACAUAGCAAUAAUGAGUGGUGCUUCUGUUCUAGACGGCUCUAUUGGCUUUGGACCCUCUGGGCUUCUCUUGAGUUUCAUCCUGUUGGGAAAAUAUUUUGAAAUAAAAGAAAAAGUUGAUGUCA